CGUGACCUUUGUAAGCAGAGCACUCACUACUAAUCAAUCAAUUAGGUCGUGUCUAAACAGAGAAGGAAGGUUGAGGAAAGAAGAAAUGACUCUGGGACUGAUAAACGCGAAUCCAGUUGUGCAAGCUAAGAAGGAACGGCUUGUUCGUAGAGAAGAUCAAUAUAGAGAUGAUGGUGUUGAUCCUCUUGAAAUCUAUGAGUAUGUAAGAGAUAUAAGAGAUCCAGAACAUCCUUAUACUUUGGAGCAGCUAAGUGUUCUCUCUGAAGAAUCUGUUACUGUCGAUGAAAAGCUUGAUCGCAUCCUGAUAAUGUUUACACCGACGAUUCAGCAUUGUAGUAUGGCAAAUAUAAUUGGUCUGUGUUUGAGAGCUAAGCUUAAAGAAUGUUUGCCACUUCAUUACAAGGUUGAUAUCAGAGUGUCACCUGGCUCUCACGCUGAUGAAGUUUCAGUGAAUAAACAACUGAAUGAUAAAGAAAGGGUGGCUGCCGCAUUGGAGAAUCCUAAUCUCCGUCAGCUCGUGGAUGAAUGUAUCUACUCCGCUGAGAUAUGAUCAGAUCAUUUACUUCUAGUCUCUUGUACAUGCUUCGUAUCCUGGGUUCUAUAAUGUCUUAGAGAGCCCUCUUUAAUCUCAGAAUACACAUUUUACGGUGUUCGAAUGUUGUAUACUACUCAAUAAGACAAUAAUGAUACAUAACCUUUUGUCAAGGUAACUGCAGUUUGAAGUUACCAGCACAACUAGAAAAGACAUUGCGAUAGAUGGUUCGAUCAGGUGAUGAAACCAAUGUAAUUUUUCGUUGUGCUUGACUUUUUUUAAUUACAGUUUUGAGGAUGGAUAAGAGUUUGUAAGAUAUAAAUCAGCUCUAUCGGGUGGCUUUACAUGACUA
Molecule: messenger RNA, 884 nt
Organism: Arabidopsis lyrata subsp. lyrata
Lineage: Eukaryota; Viridiplantae; Streptophyta; Magnoliopsida; Brassicales; Brassicaceae
Product: protein AE7-like 1
Exons: 5
Coding region: 86-550 (154 amino acids)
Biological process (GO): iron-sulfur cluster assembly
Source: RefSeq, a predicted model, not a curated record